Vairimorpha ceranae is the source of this 1020-nucleotide messenger RNA. Its product is annotated as sister chromatid cohesion 1 protein 3. Bases 1 to 1020 code for a protein of 339 amino acids. The record is from RefSeq and is a predicted model, not a curated record. Gene Ontology annotation, molecular function: protein binding. The transcript has a single exon. Lineage: Eukaryota; Fungi; Microsporidia; Nosematidae.
AUGUUUUAUGCAAAAGAAAUAUUAUCGAUGCAGGCUAAAACGGACAUUUCAUUGAUUUAUUAUUUAUCCACGACUAAUAACAUUAGACGUAUUAAUAGAAAAGAUAUUUUAAAACUAAAUAUUAAAAAUGCAUUGAUAAAUGUUUUAGAUCAAACAUUUGCAUUAAGGCUGUAUGGAUAUAUUUUAAAAGGCGUGUCUAAACUUUACUUAUUAAAAAUUAAAUAUUACGAACAUGAAGUAACAGGAUUGCUCAAUUUACUUAAAGUUCGCCUUGAUAAAAAAAGAAAUAUUAAGAAACAUUUUAUUAAUGACUCUAGUAGUUCUGAUGUCGAAGAUUUAUAUGAUGGUGGAUUAUGUAGUGCAAAUAUAAAACCCAAACAAGAAAUUGCUAUUAAAGACAAUAUGUGUAUGACGGAUAAUAGUGAAAUGUCUUUAAUUCCAUAUCUACAAAGCUAUAAUUGUGAUACAUUAGAUUUUUCAAUUAAGUUAUCAAAAAAAUUAAAUUUUAAUAUUGAAGAUACAGAAAUAGAAUUGGAACCCAGAAAUAAAGAAAAAAGAUUUAGAAAAUCACAUUCCGUAUACAAAUUUAUCGAUGUAAAGACUUAUCCGAUAUUUUCUUAUGUUGAUCGCUGUACUUAUAAAGAUUCAUUAGAAAUACAAAGAAAUAUUACAACUUCAAAUGUACCCUCACAAAUUAUAAGUGAUACAAUGUCUGAGGUAUUUUAUAAAUAUAAUAAUGAUGACAUGUACCUUGAAACUUUGAAUUUUAGCAGUAAGAUUGAAACAGAAAAUGGAAAAAAAUAUAAUGAGUUAUCAGACAACAUAAUAUUCUCUUCGAGUUACAAGUUAGAUUUAUGCGAUCUAGUAGGCGAAAAAUGUUUUUUUUCUGAAAUUGUAUUUGGAACAAAUAGACAUAAGGCAAUAAUGUUUCAUGAAUUACUUGACUUAUUAAGUAAAAAUGUUUUAGAAGCAUUUCAAGACUCGCCAAGUUCAGAUAUAUUAAUAUCGAAAAUUUACUAA